Aspergillus terreus NIH2624 is the source of this 1446-nucleotide messenger RNA. Its product is annotated as pyridoxal phosphate-dependent decarboxylase family protein. The record is from RefSeq and is a predicted model, not a curated record. NCBI's taxonomy places the organism in Eukaryota, Fungi, Ascomycota, Eurotiomycetes, Eurotiales, Aspergillaceae. Gene Ontology annotation, molecular function: carboxy-lyase activity; pyridoxal phosphate binding. The transcript has a single exon. Gene Ontology annotation, biological process: amino acid metabolic process. The coding region runs from base 1 to 1446 and encodes 481 amino acids.
AUGACCGUGCACGGCGAGGACUAUGCGCCGGAGGCCCUUUUGGGACUCACACUUCUUCAGCAAUACGAUAGCUGCAAAGCUGAUGAUCAGUUGGUACGUCGGCCCACGGCCGAGGAGGUGGCUAAACUUGAGGAGAUGGCGGUGCCCGGGAUUCCUCAAGCGCCAAACAAAGUGAUAGAGGAUGCACGCAAGAUCUUGUCAUAUCGUGUCGCCCUCGGCCAUACCCGGUUCUUCUCGUGUAUUCCUUCUCCCGCAUCGCCUAUAUCCUGGUUCGGAGAUGCGCUCACCAACGCCUUCAAUCCCUUCGCGGGGAGCCUGGAGGCCGGGCCUGGGAUCUGUACAAUCGAAAAGGCCCUGAUCAAGUGGAUCGCAAAACAGUUCUCGCUCCCUCCGACGGCCGGAGGCCAGUUCGUCUCGGGAGCCUCAAUCGCAAACCUAACGGCGAUGACCGUUGCUCGGGAUCAGAAGCUAGAUGACUGUACCCGUGCAAAGGGCGUCGUCUAUAUCUCCGAACAAACUCAUUUCUGUGUCCGGAAAGCACUGCAUGUCAUCGGCUGCUCCGAAAAGCGGAUCCGCGUCAUUCCAGUUGACAAGAGGUUCCGGAUGGAUCUCCAACGACUUCGCCGCGCAAUCUCCCUCGAUCUGGACCAGGGGCUAUGCCCGUUUCUGAUCGUGGCAACUUGCGGAACUACCAACACUGGUGCCAUUGACCCCCUGUUGCAACUCAGCGCCAUCGCCAAAGCUCGAAAUAUGUGGCUUCAUGUGGAUGCGGCAUAUGGCGGCUCCGUUGCAUUCUCUCGGAAGUACAAUGAGCAGAUCGAAGGCCUCGGACAGGCGGAUAGCAUUGCGUGGGAUGCUCACAAAUGGAUGUUUCAGACGCAUGGCUGUGGUGCUGUCUUAUUUCGAGACGAGACCCAUCCACUAGACAGCUUCGCUGCCGGCGGCGACUACGUCCGAGACGUGAGCAUGGUGCGGGAUCCCUGGAACUAUGGUCUCGAGCUGACCCGACCUGCUCGCCAUAUGAAGCUGUGGUUUACCCUGCAGGUUCUGGGAACGGAGGCCAUUGAGCGGAUGAUCAACUGGGGAAUCGAGCUUGCUACGCACACCGAGGCCCAGUUGCGAGCGCUGGACAACUGGGAAAUCGUCUCCCCUGCAAACCUGGCCAUUCUCGUCUUCCGCUACGCUCCUCCCUGUCUGGAUCCGAGUCUGGUGAAUGGGUUGAACGAGAGAAUCUCCAGGGAUAUGAUCGCCUGCAACACUGCAGUAAUGUUUACAACGUUGCUAGAGGGAAAGGUAUGCUUGCGAAUGUGCACCAUAAACCCGAACAUAUCAUUGGCCGAGAUCGCAGAGGUCGUACAAGAAUUGGAUAAGAGUGCUACCAGAUGCGUCCACCAGACCAUGCAGACCAAGCACUGCAGGGACCAUUACCCAGGCCCGAGGAAGUAG